AUGCGGACAACCGCCAGUGGUUCGGGCUCGAAUGAGGAGAGACGUGAUGGAGCUGCCAAUGGGGGCACCACCUCUGGGCUGCGUGCUCCUCCCACCGCGGUCAACGCUCCCUUCUACGCCAACCCGCGAGCAACGCUGCACGAGAUCCUCCACCCCAAUCCCAUCGUCCUCUUCUCCCUCGCCUUCUUCCUGCUGGGGCUCCUCAACAAUGCCCUGUAUGUAGUGGUGCUGACGUCGGCGCAGGCAUUGCUGCCAAAGGGUGUGCCAGUGGGACUGGUAGCGCUUGCCAACAUCGGCCCGGCUUUGGUGGCCAAGGCUAUCUGGCCAUACCUGCUCAAGGGGAGGGUGAGGUAUGCUCGGAGAGUGAUCUCUUGCACGGCUCUGAGUACUGCAGGCAUGCUGGUCAUCGCCUUCAUACCAGCUCUUGAGACUCGACUUCUGGGCAUCUCCAUGGCUUCCUUCUCAUCAGGGCUCGGGGAGUUGACCUACCUGCAGCUCUGCACUCGGUACGGACCCAUGAGGGCGGGCAGAGGUGUUGGCUGGUUCGCCUCAGGUACCGGUGCUGCAGGGCUAUUCGGUGCAGCGAGCUGGUGGGUCGUCAGACCAUUAGGCGUAAAGGGAGGUCUAACCAUCAUGAGUCUUGUACCACUCCUAAUGGCCGCGGCAUACUUUGUGGUGAUGCCCGACGUUGAAGCCAUGAAAGAGUUUGAAGCUGGCCUAACAAGCGCUCAUGGAGGAGGUUACCAGGCUGUGCCCUCGGCAGAUGAUGAGGACUCUGAUGAGGAAGACGAGGCGCUGACAGGGGAAGAGCAAGCAAGAGGCACAACAAGUACAGCAGCUGAUGCUGUCGGUAGCAAGACGAUCAAGCUGAGCUUCCAAGAGAAGAUGGAUCUGCUCAAGCCCAUGCUCGUCCCCUUCAUUGCUCCACUAGUGCUGGUUUACCUCUUUGAAUAUACAAUCAACCAAGGCAUCGCUCCCACGCUCAUCUACUCGGUUCCAGAUCCAUCCCAGCAUCUCCUCCUCUCCUGGCUCAUCAAGAAUCUCCACGACUACUAUGUUCUCUAUCAAACCACCUACCAGGCCUUUGUCUUUCUCUCUCGCUCGUCCCUCUCAGUGCUGCAUAUCCCACCGAUCCCGCGGUCUCUCUUGUGGUUGCCAGCGCUGGUACAGGCGAGCAUCCUAGCAUUGCUCACAAGCGAGAGCUUGUUUGCCUGGUUCAGGGAGAGUAUCGCGAGGAGUCUGGUGAUCGUCUUUGUAGGCAUCGAAGGCAUUGCCGGAGGUUGGGCAUACGUCUCCGUCUUCUACCAAAUCGGCACUACCCACCACCAGUCCAAGACCAUCUCCACGGACUCCUCUUCCAGUCCAGAAGAAGUAGAGAUAGAGCUCGCCCGCCGUGGGCAAGAGCAGGAGUUCCGCGUGGGCUGUGUGGGUGUGGGAGACUCAAUGGGGAUUCUCCUGGCGAGUAUUAUCUCCAUGCCGUUGCAGUUGGGCCUUUGUGAUGCGCAGGUCAAGGCGGGGAGGGAGUUGUGUGCGCAAUUGUAGUAGCCUGAAGGGCUUGCCUACUCAGUCAUCCAAUAGAUUCGUUAUUCAGAUCGUACAUUGAUGGCCAUGAGGCUGCUGAAAUAUGGUACAAUUGAUGAACGCUCUCCUCAUCCCCACCUCCUAAGGUUCUCACUUGCCCUUGGAUCGAUCAUGAAUGCUAUAAUUC
Microstroma glucosiphilum is the source of this 1708-nucleotide messenger RNA. Its product is annotated as batten's disease protein Cln3. The record is from RefSeq and is a predicted model, not a curated record. NCBI's taxonomy places the organism in Eukaryota, Fungi, Basidiomycota, Exobasidiomycetes, Microstromatales, Microstromataceae. The transcript has 4 exons. Bases 1 to 1542 code for a protein of 513 amino acids. Gene Ontology annotation, cellular component: vacuole; membrane. Gene Ontology annotation, biological process: regulation of intracellular pH.